This is a messenger RNA of Adelges cooleyi (spruce gall adelgid), 886 nucleotides long. RefSeq names its product bilin-binding protein-like. NCBI's taxonomy places the organism in Eukaryota, Metazoa, Arthropoda, Insecta, Hemiptera, Adelgidae. The record is from RefSeq and is a predicted model, not a curated record. The transcript has 6 exons. The coding region runs from base 204 to 833 and encodes 209 amino acids.
AUUUAGUACAUCAUUUAGUAAGCUGCACUAUCAAAAGUCGACAUAUUUCUAGUUUCUGGAGAUGGUAUAAAGCCAUACCCGGAAAAGGUUCAGACAGUUUUAGAAUUUCCAGUUCCAAGAACACCAACAGAAAUAAAGUUCUUUUUAGGCUUGAGUGGAUUUCAAUAGUAUUCAAUUUACGCGCCUAUAUACACCGUCGUACAAUGAAGUUCAAUGGCUUGUGUCUUUUAUCCGUGUUGCUAGUUAGUUCUUUGAAUGUCGUUUCGGGACAUAGCUGUCUUAAUUUUGAACCUAUGGAUGGUUUCGAAAUGGAAAAGUUUUAUGGAUCAUGGUACGCCAUUAAAACAACGUUACCAUUUACUCGAUGCUUAGCGUAUGAUUUUUACCCACAGAAAGUAAAAAAAAUUAAACCUAUUACCAAUUACCAAUUUUAUUAUGGAGAAUUGGAAGCCAAUACAAGUUUACCAUCAGACAUGACAUAUUCUGAUUCUAAUCAGGAUUAUUCAAAUCCUGAAGUAAAGAAACCGUCUUUUGUUGUGUUCGACACUAACUAUGAAUCCUAUGCGAGUGUGUUCAUGUGCGUAAAAAUGCCAAAUGGCUCUGGCUUCAAACAUUAUGUAACCAUUUUAUCCAGAUCAAUGGUCUUAGACAAAGAAGUCCUAAAUAAUUUGAUUGUAGAUAUAUUUUCGGUAGCUGUUCUAAAACUCAGUAACGUUGACCACAAGAACUGUAACUAUGGGAGUCUCGUUGAAGAUAGUAAUGAUGAGAAUAUCAUUGACGACGAUGGAAAACCUUACGUUUCGAUUAAAUGGAUAGAAGACCCUACACCAUAAGGAUGUAUUUAAGUUAAUUAAAUACGAAUAAAUUCCAAAGAUUUAUAAUUCAA